AUGGCGAUCAUUUAUCCCACUCUAGAGGACCAAGAAAAACUUGUUCAAUUUGCGACACGUUUUGUAAGAUGUUCUAGUGAAGACAUUAAACUUCUUGGGACCACUUGUGCCUCUCUUAUUGCGGAUGUUGUAGUUAUCAACGAGUUCAUCUUAAGUUCAUCCACUUCUUUCUUUAUUGAUGCAUCAGGACCGCAGACGAGAUCAGAUGUAGCGUUUCCGCCCAUCCAUUACUGCCGCGGUUACACACCACCAGUUCUUUUGUCUUCUUCAAAUGUCACUUCGACAAUGUGUGAUCUGUUUUAUCGUACUGAGGGAUUAUUUCGUCCUCAUGAAGCGUCACUGCGGGCGUUGCAACUCAGACUGCAACAAGGUAAGGCUGCCAUGACGAAACUAAAUGAGAAAUAUAACUAUGCCUUCACUGUGGUGACCUUUGGUAAAGGGGGGCAAGGGAUGAUUGUGAAAGGUGAGACGAGCGCAGCUGGAACGGAUAUAAGUGUACAAACCGUGUCGGCAACAGAGCAGGCGCCGGAAGUUUCUAGCAACAAAACUAUUUCAAUCAACGGAGGAUCGGAGGAGUGUGGUAAAGAUGGGCGCCGUGUAUAUGUAAUCUUUAUGAAUUUUUUGCAGACAUUUGAUCUUUUCAUCUCGUGGGUAUCGAGUCUUGUGGGAAUUUUGGACGGAGAAGGAGCUGCUCCAUCAUCUGGGACGUAUGUCGUACACGACCAACCGGAAAAGGAGACCACAGUGGAAGAGGAUGGAAGUAAAAAAAAUGAUGAUGAGCACAUACAUACGAGAGAUAAAUUAAGGACAAUAUCACCUGCACAGGCGUGUGAUGCAUCACCCACAAAAGAGCCACUGCAAGAAGAGGCAAAGGGCUUGGCUGUGCCAUCUCCCUCUUCUGUUGGCAAUGCAUCCUCUACACGACCGCGACGAUCACGAAUAAUACGCGUCACAAGAUAUGAGUUGCAUGACGUUAAUAGCAUAUUUCGGUUGUUUCAGACCCAAGCGAGCCUUUUUUAUUUACUGGAGUACACAUUUUAUGAUCCUCGUCUGCGGCGGCGCUUACUUCUCCCGGAAUAUUACCGGGCGCUAAGGGAAACCAUUCGUGACAUUGGCCUCGAAAUAGAGCGACUUCAGCAACAUAAGGAUUCAUUAAGUAAAGAGCGUUCAAUUGGCAGAAUAAUCAUCUUUUCUCCCACAAUUUGCGAAUUUCGCUACAUCCGAGAUACUCUUCGCUUGUAUUGGAGCUUAUGCAUCGUUGAGGACGACAUUACAGCUCUCCACUAUCACCGCAUGCAGUACAACAAAUGUGUAUUGGAAGUGGGUGAUGUGAUAAAGAUGCUGAAGCAACUACACCGUCCACCAGCAUCUGUUGCCACUGAUAUUAGUAGUAGCAAUUUCGAUAAUUAUAAUGGUAAUAAUAGCGCCCCCCCUUCCUCCUCGAAGGACUGGGUGCUCACACCAGAAGAACGUGGUGCAAUAGAAGCAGGGUUUGAGGAUUUUUGGUGUAUCCGAGAGCGCGUUCUUAAGCUGUGUGAAUCACUCACGAAAGAUAUACAGGAGAAGGACCGUACACAUCGCUAUCGAAUGCCCGCGCUACCUCCACCACCGCCCACUGCGGCCACAAGAGAUGCUGAGAAAGGCGGUAAUUUUAAACAAUGGAUGUUGUCAACAGUGAACGCAUGGAAGCAAAUAGUGACCUGCGGUGUGGAAAUUUCUGAAGUUUCAUCAACCUUGGAGCGUGACGAUGGCAGAUUCUUACUUUCCACUCAUUCGCCACAGUACGAGUCGAAGGUGGGACUGCUGCAUCUCGUGCAGCGGUUGGUUACAGCUGUAGAAGCACAGGGCACAAUACUUGAGCGUGAUUUCCCGGGCACGUUCUAUAGAGAUGCGAAGACGAAGUGGUCGCAACGGGCAACUGGCAUCGUACGCUAUUUGGAGUCUGUGAGUGUUGUUUUUUCCCCUCCUGGGUAG
Trypanosoma cruzi is the source of this 1974-nucleotide messenger RNA. RefSeq lists its product as uncharacterized. NCBI's taxonomy places the organism in Eukaryota, Euglenozoa, Kinetoplastea, Trypanosomatida, Trypanosomatidae. The coding region runs from base 1 to 1974 and encodes 657 amino acids. The transcript has a single exon. The record is from RefSeq and is a predicted model, not a curated record.